AUGGAGAAACCUCAUCUCUACUAAAAAUACAAAAUUAGCCGGGUGUGCUUGUGCAUGCCCGUAAUCCCAGCCACUCGGGAAGCAGAGGAGAAUCGCUUGAACCCAGAAGGCAGAAGUUGUGGUGAGCCGAAAUCUCGCCAUUGCAUUCCAGCCUGGGCAACAAGAGUGAAAAUCCAUCUCAAAAUAAUAAUAAUAAUAAGUUUACAACCUCUGAAUAUGUACCAAAUGGAGCCGGUGGGGAGUAUUAGGACAAGCCCCGCACUGCAGAUCCCACCUCUCACUCGUGGACCGAGUGCAUGGGACACAGCCAUUCGGAAAGCUCUUUCUUUUGGAGUGGGACUGGGUGUUCUGGUUUUAGUUUGUUUGUUUUAUCAUUUUGUGACAUUGGCGCCUAUUCUUCACUUUGCAUCCUUGCCUUGCUUGCUUGAAGCUGGAGCACAAAUGUCCUGUCAAACUGUAACAACACAAGCAUGCGCCAUCCCUGAGAGGCUUAGCUUGGGAAGUGGAAUCUCCAGGAAUCUCCUUCUGUGGUCUGUCUGCCACUUUACACUGUUGCUCUCAUUUCAGUCACUGAGGCCCUGUCCCUUGUUCUCCAGGGACAUGGUGCUGCCCUAUGAGCUCUGGCCCCUGUGUGACUUUUACAUUGCUCCUCCAGAUAGCAGUGGCACUGGCAUUUGAAAAAAGGCUAUUUGA
This is a messenger RNA of Nomascus leucogenys (northern white-cheeked gibbon), 693 nucleotides long. RefSeq names its product chromosome 4 C8orf49 homolog. NCBI's taxonomy places the organism in Eukaryota, Metazoa, Chordata, Mammalia, Primates, Hylobatidae. The record is from RefSeq and is a predicted model, not a curated record.